Molecule: messenger RNA, 1288 nt
Organism: Talpa occidentalis (Iberian mole)
Lineage: Eukaryota; Metazoa; Chordata; Mammalia; Eulipotyphla; Talpidae
Product: probable hydrolase PNKD
Exons: 3
Coding region: 144-572 (142 amino acids)
Source: RefSeq, a predicted model, not a curated record
GAGUAGUUCUCCCGGGUCCGCUCCGCGGGCUUCUGGGGGAUGUAGUUUUUGGUUUGUAGUCAGGACGGAAGGAGCGGGGGAGGCCCCUUACGCAAACUACAAUUCCCGGCGGGGAGCGCGGUGAAAGGGGGUGGGAUCUGAACAUGGCGGCGGUGGUAGCUGCUACGGCGCUGAAGGGCCGGGGGGCGAGAAAUGCCCGCGUCCUCCGGGGGAUUCUCUCAGGAGCCACGUCUAACAAGGCUUCCCAGAAUAGGACCCGGGCACUGCAAAGCCACAACUCCCCAGAGUGCAAGGAGGAACCUGAACCCCUGUCCCCUGAGCUGGAAUAUAUUCCCAGGAAGAGGGGCAAGAACCCCAUGAAAGCUGUGGGACUAGCCUGGGCCAUCGGCUUCCCCUGUGGUAUCCUCCUCUUCAUCCUCACCAAGCGGGAAGUGGACAAGGACCGUUUGAAGCAGAUGAAGGCUCGGCAGAACAUGCGGGCAUCCAACACGGGCGAGUAUGAGAGCCAGAGGUUCAGGUCCUCCUCCCAACAUGCCCCGAAUCGUGGAACUGAGUCCGGGGUGCAGGCCUGAGGAACACUGUAGCCCUCCCCUAGACUGUUGACUGUGGCCUCUUGAGCCAGAAGCCCUUUGGGUUUGACUUCAAUUCUGAUCCUUGCCUCUGAAUUCCACCAGAGGGCGCAUGAAGCCCAGGCUGCUGCCAGCUCCUGGCCCUGUCCCUUCCCUCCGAAGCAGCCAGCCAAAGAUAAAUAAAAUUGAGUGUAAAGGAAACAGGACUGGGUUUGUGAGUCCCUUGGGAGGGGAGUGGCAGAGGGUGGGACCGGUUACUAUGUGCUCCCUCUCACUGAAGUGCUCAGAGUAUUGGAUGAUUGGAGAAACUAGAUUUAAAGCACUAGCCUGGGCUCAAGCCCUGUGGACCAAACCCUCAGAACUGCUGGUCAGGAGGGUGGAGUCCCACUCAACCUUGAACAAAUAAUUGAGAAUCAAAGAGGGCAUUCAGGGGGUGGAGGAGAAAAAGCACUACUUUUGCCUGAAUCCAAAUGACUCAGCCUCUCUGGGCCUCAGUUUCCUUAUUUGUAAUGGGAAGGUCUAAGGCAAAGAUUCUAAGUCUGAAUCUAGGGUCCCACCCCACCCCAUCCCCACAUGUAAAAUUGUAUGUAUACAUACAGCCUUGUGGGGAAAAUGUCUACAGCUCUCUUGAAUUUUUCAUCUUUAUUAAAAUUUAUAAAUACAUGAGCUACUAACACAGAUCCUUUAAUAAAAGACAACCUAGGUUCUCAGACUAUCUG